This is a messenger RNA of Erythranthe guttata (spotted monkey flower), 996 nucleotides long. NCBI's taxonomy places the organism in Eukaryota, Viridiplantae, Streptophyta, Magnoliopsida, Lamiales, Phrymaceae. The record is from RefSeq and is a predicted model, not a curated record.
AUGAACCCCUCUGAAUUUCAUGGUGGAACCGAUCCGACGAUAGCCGAAGAAUGGGUCAAAUCCCUAGAAGUAAUCUACAACUACAUACAAAUGGCCGAUCGUGAUCGUGUGCAUUGCGCUCUUUUCCUACAUCGAAAUGAAGCUCGUCACUGGUGGGAAGGAGUCAAAGACGGAGUCGACCUCGACACUAUACAAUGCACCGACUUCAAACAACAAUUCUUCGAAAAAUAUUUUUCCAAAGACGCACGUGCCCACAAACUGAAGGAAUUUCUAGAACUUCGUCAAGGUGCACCGCCGAUGCUCGAAUACAUCCGUCGCUUCGAACGUGGCUGUCUCUACGCCCCAUUCAUCGCUCGAGAUCCCGAAGAGAAAAAGAAUCACUUCAUCCGUGGCCUACAACCUGAAAUCCGACGAGAUAUCCGUAUGUCCGACGCCUCGACUUUCAGACAACUAGUGGACAAAGCCCUGAUGGCAGCCCAAGACGAAAAGGAGAUCCAACAGAACCGUCGAUCUCAAGGCACGAGUCAACGCCCAUGGAAGAAGGCUAACUUCGGCAACCACAAAUUCAAGGGCAACCGAAGCCAACCAUCGAAUCAAUCUGGACUCCCACAGCCGCCCAAACCAACUUGCCAACAAUGCGGGAAAUCACACUUUGGAGCUUGUGUACAAGGGACGAACAUGUGCUUCAGAUGUAGAAAGACCGGACACAUAGCAAGGGAUUGUCCGAAUGCUCCGAAUCGUGCCCAAGGACGUGUGUUUGCUAUGACAAAGGAGCAGAUUGAGCAAAAUCCCUCAAUGAUAGCAGGUACUAUAUACAUUUUCGACGAACCUGUCUAUGCCUUAAUUGAUUCCGGUUCUACUCACUCUUUCAUAUCGGAGAAUAUGAUUACAAGCCUUAAGAUCAAACCUAGUCGCUUGAAUCACGACUAUAGUAUACUCAUUCCCUCUGGCGAAGUAAUGAUCUCGGGCCUAGUAGUGACCAACUGUUCAAUCUGA